AUGCCUGAAACGGCAAGAAUCUGCAGGAUCCUCGCUAGGAACCCGGAUGCGGCUCUGGAAGCCAUCGCACUCCCUGAUGGGACGGUGAUGACUGGAGAGGAGCAGGGAGAGCUAUUUGCAUAUAAGGAGCCGGGCUCACUCAGAAGAGCCCGACAAGCGGACUGGCGAAUGGCGGCCAAGAUUGUCAUGCCCGAGAAGGUCAAGUGGGCAAUUAACACCUUUAAGCCCUACAAGGAGCAGGGAGAGCUAUUUGCAUAUAAGGAGCCGGGCUCACUCAGAAGAGCCCGACAAGCGGACUGGCGAAUGGCGGCCAAGAUUGUCAUGCCCGAGAAGGUCAAGUGGGCAAUUAACACCUUUAAGCCCUACAAGUCAGCGGGACCGGAUGGUGUCUUUCCGGCUCUUCUACAAGAGGGACUGGAACAGAUCGUGGGCCCACUGACCCGAACCUUAAGGGCCUUUAUCGCGAUGAGCUACACACCUAGCGCAUGGAAACUGGUCAGGGUAGUUUUCAUUCCGAAGGCGGGAAGAACGAGCUACACCAAGGCAAAGGAUUUCAGGCCAAUUAGCCUAACAUUGUUUCUCCUUAAAACAUUGGAGAAGCUGGUGGACGCGUAUCUGAGGGAGACAACUCUGUGGAGUCACCCUCUCCACAAGAAUCAGCACGCGUAUCGUUCGGGCUAUUCCACCGAGACUGCUCUACAUCAGACGGUAGCGUUUAUUGAGGAGCAGCUGGAAAGGAAGGGCUACGCGGUGGGUGCCUUCUUGGACAUAGAGGGCGCCUUUAACAACACACCGCACGAGGUAGUGUGUGAGGAAGCCGCCAGAAGGGGUGUCCCGAUAAAGCUCGUUGAGUGGAUCCGGGGCAUGCUAGGGAGGCGUGUGAUGACUUCGCUGGGAACUGCGAAAGUCUGUGGGUGGGUGGGAAGAGGCUGCCCGCAGGGCGGAGUACUUUCCCCACUUUUAUGGUGCCUGGUAGCAGACGGUUUAUUAAGGGCACUGGACGAUAGAGGCUUCACUGCACAAGGCUACACGGACACGUGGCAAUACUUGUGCGAGGCCCGUUCCUAA
Messenger RNA from Linepithema humile (Argentine ant), 1068 nucleotides. The record is from RefSeq and is a predicted model, not a curated record. Lineage: Eukaryota; Metazoa; Arthropoda; Insecta; Hymenoptera; Formicidae.